Olea europaea var. sylvestris is the source of this 1027-nucleotide messenger RNA. Its product is annotated as probable 2-oxoglutarate-dependent dioxygenase AOP1.2. The record is from RefSeq and is a predicted model, not a curated record. Gene Ontology annotation, molecular function: dioxygenase activity. The transcript is spliced from 2 exons. Lineage: Eukaryota; Viridiplantae; Streptophyta; Magnoliopsida; Lamiales; Oleaceae. Bases 157 to 963 code for a protein of 268 amino acids.
UGGUCCUAGAAUCCAUUAUUUAGUCAUUUUACAAAUAUAUUUCCUCAAAUUUCUUGACUUUAAACAUGUUCACAAAAUAGACUCUUUAAAGCAACAUAGCCUGCUACUUAAUCGAUCCCCUACUUCAAACCGUCCAAGAACAAUAACUAAUUACUCAUGGAUUCUUUAACACGACCCACACUUCCCAUAAUAGACUUCGCUAAGAAUAACUUAAAACCAGGUUCAAGCUCUUGGCUUUCUUUAAGCAAAGAUGUCGUCCGUGCACUUGAAGACUAUGGUUGUUUCAUUGUGAUUUAUAGCGAAGUCUCCUCAGAACUACACCAAGCGAUUUUUCGUGCAGCAGAAGAAUUAUUUGAUCUGCCGACUGAAAUGAAAGUUCUAAACACUUCAGAUACACCCUCCCAUGGCUACGUAGGGCAAGAGCCUAUCAUUCCCUUAUACGAAGGUUUGGGCAUUGAAAAUGCGACGACUUUUGAAGGAGUUCAAAGGUUCACAAAUCUCUUAUGGCCUUCUGGAAAUGAGCGUUUUAGUGAAACUGUUCUAGCAUAUUCAAAUAUUGUGGCCGGAUUAGAUCAAGUUGUAAUGAAGAUGGUGGCGGAGAAUUAUGGCAUAGAGAAGGAGCUUGAAUCACUUCUUGGAUCAAUCUCCUACCUUCUUCGACUGAUAAAAUACCGAGGACCAGAAAUAAAUGGAACGAAUUUGGGUAUUGUUCCUCACACUGAUAAGAGCUUCAUGUCCAUUCUUCAUCAGCAUCAAGUGAAGGGCUUGGAGAUUAAGACAAACGAUGAUGAAUGGAUGGCUAUUGAUCCCUAUCCUUCUUCAUUCAUUGUCAUGGCAGGCGAUGCUUUUAUGGUAUACUCACGUAACCUUUUUCUGCAAUAUUUUCUUUUACACUACACACAGACAUCAUAUAAAGGUUAUACAAGUGUCAGACUUCCAUUCCAAGGCAAAUCACCAAUAUGAAUAAUCGUCUUUGUCUAAAAAUUAAGACUAUUAGCUCUUCAGCAAAGCACACACAAAUCCUCGG